UGACUAUCUGACAGGCAGCUCUGACACUGGUUAUUGCACUCUGACCCUGGGACAGUGAAUGGAUAAAGUGACCAUAGGAACUGGGCAUCACUAGCAAAGAGGUCUGCAGCAAGAAACAAAGAAAAAGAUGCUGGUUUUAUAAAUGAAAGAUGGAUUACAGAUCAUGGAUUUGCACCCUUGUUCUGGUCCUGUUCUUCUCACCCUGGGAAUAUGGAGCAGGUCACAGCCUAGCAGACACCAGCAAUGUGACUGUGGUCAUGUGGGACGGCGAAGUGACAAUUACCUGGGUUCCCCCUGUGGGGGCCCCACCAUUGGCUCAUUACAAGGUGACUACUGCAAAGUACACAAGAACUUCAUUAAAUUGGACCGUUGUGCCUGGCUGUGAGUUUACAAUGCUGAACAGCUGCAAAUUGACUGACGUCAUCACCGAUAUCAAACAUUAUUAUGUGGCUGAGGUUCGACUGGCCACCAAGCAGAACACAUCAGAGUGGAAACUAAGAAGUCCCAGGUUUACCCUGAAAGACAGUCAGCUGAAGCCCCCCGUUUUCACCUUGUCUGUGAGCCCCACUUCAGUGAAGAUCAGAGUUCACAGGACACCAGCCCUGGGCGCUGUCUUCGGCCAUGGGCUCAAAUACCUCUACUACCUGCGAGAGAAAGGCAUGGACAAGGAGUGGAAUGUGACUGAGCAAUGGGAGGAAUAUAAAAAUGGGAGAACGGUAGAAGAAAAUGAGGAGUUUAAGCACCUGCAGUGGGGACAAGAGUACUGUGUCCGUGCAAUGGUGAAGUUCGAGAUGGGAAUCGCUGUAAGCCAGAUGUCCCCGGAGCAGUGCAUCAUUCUGCCAGAACCAGAUUGGUACAGACCCAUGGUGUUGACCUUCAUUGCCCUGGGUGCUCUGGCAGCCCUGGCUUCACUAGUUAAACUAUGCUGCUUCCUGAAGCGUCCAGAGAAACUUCCCAGCACACUGAAAUCCCCCGGGAGUAACUGGCACCCCCUGAGUUUGAAUGAGGUCCCUGUGGAAGUGGUGAUGAACAAGGGAUGGCUCCUGACAAGCCAGAAGACUGAGGGGAAGGGUGGAAAGAUGGCAGAGAAAAUGAGGAUGGCAGAGAAAGAGGAAGGAGAGGAAAGGAGAGGCAGCAUGGAUAGCGGAGUGAGCAUGGACCAGCCCUCAUCAGAAAAAGACGGAGAGGAAGGCAGAAGCGUGAUGCGGCAGCAGGAGGACAGUGGCUGUGGGAGCCUCGGAGAAUCUGACAGCAAUAGCAGCAACAUCAGGGGAGUGUCUGGAGAGCUCCCCCUGCUGGACGGGAAGAAUUCCAGGCAUGGUACUCAACAGAAGGAAGGCAGCGGCAUGGGUGUGGGAUGUCAGUACAGUGGAGCUCAGAGUAUGGAGGGGAAGGAUUAUGAGCACCCACCUGAGGUUGAGGUAGUGAUGGGGGAUGGAUACCGCUGCCAGAUACCAUCUUUUGUGGCCAUCCAGGCCAAUGAGAAAGAAGAGGCCAGAGCGGAAACCCCCAAUGACACGGACAAUAGCAUAGUGAUUGCCGUGGGGUACAGACCUAGUCAACCAAGCUGUGUGUGUUCGGAAAAAGGGAUUUGUUUCUGGUGCCAAUCUUCAACAACAUCUCACACCACGAAUGAGAAUUCUAUGUGCAGCUAUCCCACUACUAACACCAGUGACCAAUUCCCUACAUGCUCAGUAAGUUGCGUGCCAGACAGCUACCCGGAAAAGAACAGUCUCCAGACCGAGGUAGAACUGAGGCAGAGAGACACAUCACUCUUAUCUCACGUAUAUUCUACAGACUCUAGUGAGUGUGCCCCACUUCUGAUCUCUGUACCACAGCUGCCCCUUCUGUAUGAAGGGCUGCAAUGCAGUGCGAAUGCUCUUUCUCUGUCACUGCAAGAUGCUGAGCUGACCUUUGGUUGACUGAUGACACCCUUUCCAAGGAAGCAGUUAUGAACACAGAAGGCUGUGAAAGCUAUAAAAGCAAGCCCAGCGGGAAGGAUGACUGUACCCAUCAAACCUCUUUGUGCCUCAGUGCAGAGAACACAAGC
This is a messenger RNA of Megalops cyprinoides (Indo-Pacific tarpon), 2050 nucleotides long. RefSeq names its product interleukin 10 receptor, alpha (gene il10ra). The transcript is spliced from 7 exons. Lineage: Eukaryota; Metazoa; Chordata; Actinopteri; Elopiformes; Megalopidae. Gene Ontology annotation, molecular function: protein binding. The record is from RefSeq and is a predicted model, not a curated record. Bases 150 to 1922 code for a protein of 590 amino acids.